This is a messenger RNA of Phanerochaete carnosa HHB-10118-sp, 2862 nucleotides long. RefSeq lists its product as uncharacterized. Bases 55 to 2769 code for a protein of 904 amino acids. The record is from RefSeq and is a predicted model, not a curated record. Lineage: Eukaryota; Fungi; Basidiomycota; Agaricomycetes; Polyporales; Phanerochaetaceae. The transcript is spliced from 9 exons.
AGUUGCGACCUCUUCCGGAUCCCCCCUUAGAUAUCCUCUUGGCUAACUCAUGGCAUGGAUCAUUGGCCAGGAAGCUCUACUACACAUACUCUCCCAGCGUUGAAGAAGGGUAGACCACGGAAAGAGGACAAGAGCAAGGCGCUUGACGGAAGCGAAGGACACCCUGUGGUCGACCAUGGCUCGCUCACGGCGGCGAAUCUGUAUCGCAAGGGCAGACACCUAGAGUGGACGACUCUAGGCACCAAUGACACCGGACGUAAGCUCAUUGCACGGGGUGAGGCUGUCAAGAUAUUUCCCGCAUCCCGCCCAGAGUGGCAUCCUGAGCCGCAAGUCAGCGUAAAACACCAGGCAGAGCAAGGCGCAAAUUUCCUGCGUACUCGUUAUCCCGACGUAGACAUUGCAUCUGAGCUCAUCAGGGAAGAACUCGAAGAGACGUCACGCCUAUCCUCAGAGGUGCAAAUAUUCGACCCAUACGCGGGGAAUCUACUUUCCGUAGUUUCCUGUGGUGCAAGGACAGGAAGAAAUGCGUCUUUUCUCGCGUUCCCGAUGGGACAGACCGGCUGUGACCUUAACAUAUCGGGUAUAUCUUGCACGAAGAAGAAUAACACGUUGUUCAAACCCUCCGCUAGUCCCGCUUGGUCGUUUGACACUCCCAUUCAGCAAAUCGCCUCUUGCCCAAACCACAGCUCUGCACGUAAGGAGACGACCAUCGCAGUUCGGACUGGUGGCGGAACCAAACUUUUGAGUGUUGAGCACAGGCCUAAUUUGCUACAUGGAUUGGUCGCGAAGGAAAUCACCUCCUUCACCCGUUCGGAUACUGCGAAUCAGAGAGUCGUGGACUUCUUGUUCCAUGGCCAGACGGUGGAGGACCUCGCGUUUCUGGCAGUCAACGAUGCAGGGAGUGUCUUCCGGCACAACCUACUCGACACACAGGGGAGGAUGCUGCCCGUGUACACACAUUCUAUCAGCUCCCCGAAAGAUCCAUUCUGGCGACUGGCUAGCCUUCCUGACUCAAAUACUUGUUUACUGUUAUCCAGCACUCGACUGGAGACCGUGGAUUUCAGGGCUCCAAACAUUGCGCUCUCUUUGGCGACGGUCCAGGGUUUGAAAACGGUGUUCACUUCCGUUGAAGGCCUUCAACUCGAUAACAUGAUUCGGGUCGCCUCCACCGAAGAGAUUAUAUGGAUCGACUAUCGGUUUCCUCUUAGGCCUGUGGUUGGGAUUAAACACCACCGUCAACAGGACCGGACGCUGCAUAUGCAGAGUUUAAUGUUCGGGAAGGGCAAGUGCAUCCCACUGACGUUCCUAACCUCGUGCAAGAACGGUUUAGUGACGGUUUAUGACGUCUCCCAGGGUCUAGAUAACUUCGUGCAUCUAAAUUCCUUACCAUAUGCCAUUCCUCAUCUCCCUGUGAUUGGCAGCAGACGCGUCGGUCAGGCGGUAUUUCGGCAUCCUAGCGACCCUGGAGACAAUGCUGCGCUUGUACUACAGCUAUCGGACCGCGGUAGUAUUCAUCGGCUCGAUAUUGAGCUUAAUCUUAGUGAUCGAGCCUUCGAGGCUCUCGGCCGUACCCACGAUUGGUCGCAAGACAUGUUUGCCCUAGAGAGGAGCAUGGAAACUGCCGCCAUAGAAGUUGGUCAAGUCAGUGGGCGCUCAUACACCGAGGUAGACAUGGAACCUGUGUAUAAGAGAAUAUAUGGCCUGGAUCAGUGUUCACCGCCCGCAGACGACCCUGAUACAUUCUACGAUACUCUUGAUGCGUUGCCCAACUUCUGGCAGAAUGCGGAAGCUCCAGUUGAACAGGUCUUAACAACUUUCGAUAUCGCGUUUAGAUCUGGACCAGAUCCUGGUAAUCUUUCGAGGACCGACUUCUUUACUGGCAGUGCGAUCAACUCUCUUCGAGGGUAUCGCACUCUUGUGCAGGAUCGCCUCCCGUACGAAGAGCUCGCGAAACGUUCCGAAUGGCAUCACGACUGGACUAACACUCUUCGUCGCUUCGUACCUGAUAUCUCGGACUCAACUCAGGAGAUGCAGGACAAUUUCAAGCGGUUCGAUCUCCUGCUGGACGACUACAGGCCUGGGCCGUCGUUACGCACGGAAACGGAAGCCCGAGAGCAGUUGACAUUAGAUCUCGCACUGGCCAUCGAUGUCUACGCUCCUCAUGCAGUACAAGCCGAACCCGACCAUUUCCUUGACGAUGCCCUCGAGACGAUGUCUCGUGCGACGGAGGCCAUGUCCAUCGGGAUUCCGGAACCCCCGCCCGUACAAUUCGGCUUUCUCCGACCUGCUGUACGCGAGCACUAUGGAAGGUUACAAGAAGAGAAAAGGCGCGAGUAUCCACUCGGUGUACGUCUUCUCCUCAACGAAUGGACAGUCGGCACGGAUCCACAUGAGUAUCAGUACCAUGACCCCUACGACAAUUCAGAACCGUCUGCGGCCCCAGCUCGGGCAGGGAAGAAGACAGAGAAGCCCUCGGCCGCAGAGGUUAGGACUCAACCUGCACGGAUGCCGCCGGUGAUCGCCACUGCACCUAUGGCCCCUCCGCCAAUAGCUGCGAGUCAGCCUGCGCGCACGAGACCAACGGCACAAUCUCAGGACGCCAGUACCUUCCGCACGAGAAGCCAGCCCACGCAGCUCCCUCCGUCGUCGCAAUCAUCCCAGUCCCAGGAGACGAUGUUCCCUAGCACCCAAGUUCUGCCAGGUCCUUUCGGUGGACGGCCAGCCCCUGUGAAAAAGAAAUCAGUGAAGAAGCGGAUGGGUGGAUUCUAGACGCGGUUAAAGGCGGUCUCGUGUGCUUGUAUAUCUCUAUAUCGGUUACGCAGCUUGAUAGUGGCUACCAUUUCCAAAAGAGCCUUUGUGUGU